Messenger RNA from Sesamum indicum (sesame), 1633 nucleotides. NCBI's taxonomy places the organism in Eukaryota, Viridiplantae, Streptophyta, Magnoliopsida, Lamiales, Pedaliaceae. The record is from RefSeq and is a predicted model, not a curated record.
UUCCCAUACAAUUUCAAUUGCCUGCAUUCACAUUUUCACAGUAAUUUUACUGAAAACAUAGCUAUCCACAACCCCUUCUCACUAAUUAUCUCAUGCAGCUCCAGUCUAUAUAUACCCACUUUCCACAUACUGGGAUUAUCAUCAUUUCCAGAAACGAAAAAAAAAAAUAAUAAAUCAAAGUUUCUGUAGCAUCCCUUUUUCAGACAAUGGAGAUUGAAAUUGAAGUGGUCUCCAACGAAACCAUCAAGCCCUCCUCUCCAACCCCGGAAUCACUGCGAAAAUACCAGCUUUCGUUUCUUGAUCAGAUUGCCCCUCCUAUUUUCAUGCCCCUGGUUUAUUUCUACCCAGCCGAUGCCAAAUUCUCCAGCCCUGAAAAAUCAAACCAUCUAAAGAAGUCUUUAUCUCAAGUAUUGUCAAGAUUCUAUCCCCUGGCAGGCCAACUCAUUGAUGAUCUAUAUGUCGACUGCAACGAUGAGGGGGCGCCCUACGUCGAGGCUGUAGCUAAUUGCAGUCUUUCACAAGUCGUCACGAAUCCAAUCCCUAAGAACAUGGACAAAUUUCUCCCGUACAAGGUGGAUGAAGUGCAAAAUCUUGGCAUGGCUGUUCAAGUUACUUAUUUCCAGUGCGGUGGGACUGCAGUUGGGGUACUCAUAUCGCACAAGAUUGCUGAUGCAUUAUCGUUAUUCCUGGUGGCCAACACGUGGGCUGCUGUUGCACGAAAUGGGAACUAUGACGACGUGCCCAGCCCCAAGUUCGAGGGGGCCAAGAUUUUCCCGCCGCGGGAUGCUGCCGGGUUCAAGCCAAGUACAGGAAUUGUGAAAGAACAACUUGUCACCAAAAUCUUUACGUUCCCCGCCUCCAAAAUCUCCGCCCUCCAGGAAAGAUACUCUGGCGGGACCGCGGAAUUACCACAACGGCGGCCAAGCCGGGUGGAGGCCUUGUCAGCUUUUAUAUGGACCCGAUUCAUAUCCGCCACACAAAUGAAAGCAGACCCGAACAAGAUCUACACUGUGCACCAUGCAGUAAACCUUAGAACUCGCCUGGAUCCGCCGUUGUCUGAGUACCAUUUCGGCAACAUAAGCCGGCUGGCAAUAGCCAUGCCAUCUGUGGGAGUCGACGGCGGCUCUGAGCUAUUGCAGAAAGUAAGGGAAGCCAUAAGGGCCGUGGACGGUGAAUACGUGGCUCAGCUGCGGCAGGGGGAUAAGCAUUUGAAUUUUCUUAAGGAGAGAAUGGCUCAGGCUAAUAAAGGCGAACUGGUCACGUUUAACUUCACCAGCUUGUGUAGGUUUCCGUUGUACGAAGCGGAUUUCGGGUGGGGAAAGCCAGUUUGGGUGGGGUCAGCCGGGCUGGUGUACAAGAAUCUGGUAACUUUCAUUGAUACAGCGGCGGGGAAUGGAAUAGAGGCAUGGAUUAAUUUGAAGAAAGAGGAUAUGGAGAAGUUUGAAGCUGAUUUAGAGCUGCAAGAGUUUCUUUAAAAGCCAAGAGCCUUGGAAUUCACAACUCGCAGAUUGUAGCUUGAUUUCAUGCGUGUUGAUGAAUAUUAUGGAAGUAGUUGCAAUAGUUGUACGUACUUCUGGAACAACGAUAGUCUGUAUAAAAAAUUGUAGUUUGAUAUAAAUAAUUAAUUAUUUAA